AUGUUUUCGGCGCCGCAGCAGGCACAGGCGGGCUCGCCGUGGGCCCAGAAGAGCAGUGCAGCUCCGUUCGGCACGCCGGGAUCGAUGAACUUUGGCAAUACGUCUUUUGGCGCGGCGCCCGCGACGCCGGCGCACGGCCAGCAGGGAUUUCUGAAUGCUGGCCCUAGCGGCACGCCCAACCCCCUCGGCCUUACGCCCCAGAGCGCGCAAGGAAAGACGCAGCAGAACGCCCCGUGGGGACAGCAGACGAAUGCGUUUGGCACGCCGCAGCACCAGGCGCAUGCGCAGCCGCACCACGCCGGAUUCUCGCCGGCACCGAAUACACAGCAGCCGAUGGGCGGCGCCCAGCAGCCGCUGAUGCAGCCGGGACAGGCGCCGGUCGACUACCUGCCUGGAUACCUGAGCAAGAUGCGCAGUAGUACCCAGCCGAGCGCCUCGGCAAGCCGCCCGAUCGAGUCGACGUCGUCGCCCCCUGCGCGCGACGCAGACACCUCUCUCUCGCUCACGAAAGAGGCACAGGGCGGCACACGCACGCUGCCGAGCGCCUCGCCUGUAAACCGCUUCAGCUCCUCCUUCUUCAACGCGCCGCUCGGUGGCGACGAUUCGCGCAUCGGGCAGACGCCGCCCCCGGCCGGGAGCGGCGUGCGCGAAGGCAGCAUCUUUGGCUACGGCGGCCUGCGGGGUACGCGGAAGCAGGAAGAGGCGGACCGCUCGAUCUCGCUGCGUGCGCCGACGUCGCCGCCGCAGCCCCAGCCGACGGCCUCCUUCUUUGGCACGGACUACGGCGCAAGUGCGAUGGACGACGACGAUGCGCCGCCACAGGACGCACUGAGCGACAUGGCGCAGGCGCCUGCAUUCGCCGCAUCGCUCGCGGCAUCCGCGGCGCCGGCCGCGCCGCGCGCCGAGAAAGAGACGGCCGAGGUUCCGCUCGCCCAGCGCGUCGUGCUCGUCUAUGGCUUCCCGGGCUACUUGUAUACGCGCAUCGUCGAGCAGUUUGCCGCGAUCGGCGGCCUGCACCAUGCGGAAGAGGUCCCGCUGGACCACGGCAAGACGGCGCUCGAGACGACCGACGGCAAGCCGCCGCCGCCGGGCGCGACGCCAGCCGUGGCGCGCCUGACGUACAAUGCGCCGUACCAGGCGCUGCUCGCCGUGCGCCGCGGCGGUGAGCUUUUUGCGAAUACGUGCAUCGUCGGCGUGCGCUGGGAGGACGACGCGCUGCACCAGCUGAGUCUCGUCAAGGGCCUCGACGCGCCGCUCCUGCCGAGCACGGAGCGCGCUGCGCCUGCGCCGGCGACCCCCGCGCCGGCCCGCGUCGGGGCCAGGGGCGGCACAGAGGCCAAGAACACGCCGCUCUUUGGCCGCCCGAUCAGUGUGGUAGACACGCCGGUGUCGGCGCUCGCGCGCAAGGACGCGGCGCCGCAGGGCAUGUCGCCGCUGCGUGCGGUCGUGCACGCGGGUGAGUCGCUCUGGCACACUGGUGUCACCGGCUCCUCGCAGACGCACGCGCAGCCCGGUGCGCCGCCGCCUGCCCCCGGCCUGUUCGGGCGGCUGGCCGACGGUCUCUUUGGUUGGUAG
Molecule: messenger RNA, 1575 nt
Organism: Malassezia japonica
Lineage: Eukaryota; Fungi; Basidiomycota; Malasseziomycetes; Malasseziales; Malasseziaceae
Exons: 1
Coding region: 1-1575 (524 amino acids)
Source: RefSeq, a predicted model, not a curated record